This is a messenger RNA of Plasmodium coatneyi, 2902 nucleotides long. RefSeq names its product Myosin a. Lineage: Eukaryota; Apicomplexa; Aconoidasida; Haemosporida; Plasmodiidae. The coding region runs from base 83 to 2902 and encodes 939 amino acids. The record is from RefSeq and is a predicted model, not a curated record. The transcript has 3 exons. Gene Ontology annotation, cellular component: actin cytoskeleton; cytoplasm; vesicle. Gene Ontology annotation, molecular function: ATP binding; microfilament motor activity; actin filament binding. Gene Ontology annotation, biological process: vesicle transport along actin filament; actin filament organization.
UUCUUUUUUUUUUUUUUUUUUUGUUCUAUUUUAUUUGUUUAUUCAUUUAUUUAUUUGUUUGUUUGUGUGCUUCUUCGCUUUUAUGCUACCCGAUUAUCUGCUUGUGUUUGGCAAAAGCGUUGUUGUUUUAGAGUUGUUCGUGCAAAAAUAUUGUUCUGCAACAUUUGUUCUUGUUCUUUCCUUUUUUGUUCUUCCGUUCUUUUGUUCUUCCAUUUUUUGUUGUUCUUUUUUUUUGUUCUUCCUUUUUUUUGUUCUUCCUUUUUUUGUUCUGACUAAACAUUUACCGAAAAAUAUUUGCUUCAAAAAUAGGGUACCUACCAGAAGCAGUACUUCGCCCCAUUUGACGCAUUUUUACCCUUUUACCUUUUCCUUGAUUUUAUGUUCGCAUUUUAUUCCGAGUUACGCGUACAAAAUGGCAAUCACAAAUGAGGAGAUAAAAACGGCGGGCAAAAUUGUAAGGCGAGCUUCAAAUAUCGAGGCUUUUGACAAAUCCGGAGCUGUGUUUAAGGGAUAUCAAGUAUGGACCGAUAUAUCUCCGACAAUAGAGGAAAAUCCAAAUAUCAUGUUUGUAAAAUGUGUUGUACAGCAGGGAUCUAAAAAGGAGAAGUUAACCGUUGUGCAGAUCGACCCCCCCGGAUCAGGAUCUGUAAAUAAUGAAAAAAUAGAACAAAGCGCAAUCUAUCCAUACGAAAUCGACAUAGACCAUGCCUGGAACUGCAACUCACAAGUGGACCCGAUGUCGUUUGGAGAUAUCGGCUUGCUGAACCAUACGAACAUCCCGUGUGUGUUGGACUUUCUGAAACACAGAUAUUUCAAGAACCAGAUAUACACCACUGCUGUGCCGCUAAUCGUUGCUAUCAAUCCGUACAAGGAUUUGGGAAAUACGACUGCUGAAUGGAUUCGAAAGUACCGUGACACUGCUGAUCAUACGAGGCUACCACCACAUAUUUUUUCCUGUGCAAGGGAAGCUCUUUCGAAUCUUCAUGGUGUGAACAAAAGCCAAACGAUCAUCGUUUCGGGUGAAUCAGGUGCAGGAAAGACAGAAGCGACGAAGCAAAUUAUGAGAUAUUUUGCAUCCUCCAAAAGUGGAAACAUGGACCUAAGUAUCCAGACAGCGAUCAUGGCAGCAAACCCAGUUCUCGAAGCCUUUGGUAAUGCGAAAACGAUUAGAAAUAACAACUCCUCCCGUUUUGGUCGUUUCAUGCAGUUAGUUAUAUCUCACGAGGGAGGUAUUAGAAACGGUUCAGUGGUUGCCUUUCUUUUGGAAAAAUCGAGAAUUAUAACUCAGGACGAUAAUGAAAGGUCAUAUCACAUAUUUUAUCAGUUCCUUCGUGGUGCCAGCAAAAGUAUGAAGGAGAAAUUUGGACUUAGAGAUGUAAAGAGUUACAGAUUGUUGAACCCAAACUCGACUGAAGUACCUUCUGUAGAUGAUGAAAAAGAUUUCGAAGAAGUGAUGGAAUCUCUAAAAAAUAUGCAGCUAACGAAUGACCAGAUAGAAUACAUUUUUUCCAUAGUGGCUGGUAUUCUAACGUUGGGAAAUGUACGAAUGAUAGAGAAGGCAGAAACAGGAUUGAGUGACGCAGCAGCUAUUCAUGAUGAAGACACGGAGUUGUUUAAGAGAGCCUGUGACUUAAUGUUCUUAAAUCAUGAGUUGGUAAAGAGAGAAUUAUUAAUAAAAGUUACGAACGCUGGAGGAAAUAAAAUCGAAGGAAGAUGGAAUAAGAGUGACGCAGAAGUGUUGCAGUUGUCCCUUUGCAAAGCUAUGUAUGAAAAAUUAUUCCUCUGGAUCAUCAAGAAUUUGAAUACUAGAAUUGAGCCAGAAGGUGGGUUUAAGGUAUUCAUGGGUAUGUUGGACAUUUUCGGUUUUGAGGUGUUUAAGAACAAUUCGCUGGAACAGCUAUUUAUUAACAUCACGAAUGAAAUGCUCCAGAAGAACUUUAUCGACAUUGUUUUUGAGAGGGAAUCCAAAUUGUACAUGGAGGAAGGAAUAUCUACUGCUGAAUUGAAGUAUACUAGUAACAAGCCAGUAAUUGACCUCCUAUGUGAGAGAGGAAAAUCAGUUCUCUCCUACUUGGAAGAUCAGUGCCUUGCCCCAGGAGGAUCAGAUGAAAAGUUCGUCAGUGCUUGUAUUACAAAUCUGAAGAAUAAUGAACGAUUCACUCCAGCGAAGGUUGCUUCGAAUAAGAAUUUCGUCAUCCAGCACACCAUUGGUCCGAUUCAAUACUGCUCAGAUAACUUUUUACUAAAGAAUAAAGACGUGUUGAGAGGAGAACUGGUUGAGGUCAUCAAAAGUUCAGACAACGAAAUAGUGAGGAACUUGUUUGAAGGUCAAGUUAUAGAAAAGGGAAAAAUUGCCAAAGGGUCGUUAAUAGGAUCUCAGUUCCUGAACCAGCUAACUGCACUAAUGACACUGAUCAACAGCACAGAACCACACUUCAUUCGUUGUAUCAAGCCAAAUGAAAAUAAGAAACCGCUAGAAUGGUGUGAACCGAAAAUAUUGAUCCAACUUCAUGCCCUCUCCAUUUUGGAAGCCCUCGUCCUGCGUCAGUUAGGCUACUCCUACAGAAGAACCUUUGAAGACUUCCUAUACCAGUUCAAAUUUAUCAACAUUGCUAUUGCUGAGGAUUCGUCCCUUGAUUCCAGAUCCAAGUGUGAGAAGUUACUGCAAUCUUCGGGCCUCGCCGAGAAUAUGCUAAAAAUUGGAAAGACCAUGGUGUUUCUGAAACAGGAGGGUGCCAAAUUACUCACAACUCUCCAGAGGGAGAAGCUCGUCGAGUGGGAGAACUGUGUCAGCGUCAUCGAGGCCGCCAUCUUAAAGCACAAGUACAAGAGCAAGGUGAACGAGAAUUUGCCUUCCCUCACGAGGGUCCAGGCCCACAUAAGGAAGAGACUCACGGUGUAA